AUGCUUGAUAUCGUCAAUUAUUUUAAUGAACGAGUAGGCCCUAUGCAACAACCCAAAAUCGGUUUUAAUACUGAUGAAGUCAAUUGUGUUCCACAUUUUGAUCCUGGCUUUUUUUCAUUAAGUAUUCUAUCCACAUGUGAUGGUCUUCAAUUGAACGAUCUUAAGCAAGAUCAAUGGAUCGAUGGUCCAAAUGAUUGUGAAGAUGAACAAUGUUGUAUUGGUGUGAUCUGGUUAGGUGAAGCAGCAAGUAUUAUGACAGGAAAUCGAUUCAAGUCCGGUAUUCAUCGUGUUGUCUAUCCUCGUAUAUCACAUCGAGCACGACUCACUAUCUGGCAAGAAGUAUGUACUAAGACUCAGAUAGAAACAUUAUUGAAACCCAAUGACGAUUUUGCUCUUAUGUCUGACAAAGAUGACAUUUGUAUCAAUAAUCUAUCGACUUCCGUACCACUUCGAGUUCAAUAUGGUGAUGAAGAUUUAAAUGGUUUUAUAAAUCACUAUGGAACCGAACAUGAACCAUCGAAAACUAUAUUGAAUCGUGAUCAUGUCAGGCUUCAGGAUACGAAUGACAAUGUGCAAUACACAAAAAAUCACAGCGAUCACAAACUACUGCCGGGUGGAGCAUCCGUUACAAUGACCAAUCAACCAAACUCUGAACCACUCCAAGUAGGAUCGGAUGGUGAAACAUUGAACCAUUUUAUGAAACGAGUCGAGAAUGAGCGUGGUCUCUCAAUGAGCAAAUCUGGCAUCGAACAUAUUCAAAUUAGGUUUCCAAUGCGAGUACGAAAGACACCAGAUCAAUCGAAUAACAAGUUUUCACUUUUCUCUAAACUUUUCAAAUGGUGA
Molecule: messenger RNA, 843 nt
Organism: Rotaria sp. Silwood1
Lineage: Eukaryota; Metazoa; Rotifera; Eurotatoria; Philodinida; Philodinidae
Source: the annotation of a GenBank genome assembly